AUGGCGCCUCCAAGCACAUUUGCAUCCGCCGCCGCGGGCGGCAACACACCUACGACUCCGCGCGCCGAUGCCGCUGGGGAAUGGGCUCGUCGAACGAACGGCGCAACCCAGACCUUCCGUCGCCCCUCUGUCGCUACUUCAUUGCUGAGCUCCAAUGCUAGAGAGUCGACUUCUGGCGCACAACCCGCUGUCUACGUACCUCCGCAUCGCAAUGGCCCCGCCCACUCGGAUACACGUUACUCCAAAAACCAACUCCUCGAUCUGUAUCACAGACAGAACGUCGAAGGCUCGCUAGACGACUCUCUUUCCCCUUUGUUCGUCGCAGGAUGGGAGCCAGGCCAGACCAACGGUGUUUCUCUGGGCGGAUGGGGCAGGAGGGACGAGCAAGCCAAAGACCACGUUCCCGGGCCCGAAGUCUGCUGGGAAAAAGACGGCUCUACAGGGCCUUUGGGUCUGGUGGACAUGAACGAUGAAGAGAAGGAGCACUUUUCAUCCGUCAAUUCGCCUCUGAAACCACCCACUACCGUGACCAAGGACGCCGUUAAUCCACCCAUGCGCAAGAUCUCUGUGUCGACGAAUGUCAACAGUCCCGGAGCGUUUGGUGUCAGCUCGCCUGGCGGCGCCAGACCUGGCCCUCGACGCCGCGAAACGCAGGAGGCCUAUCCGUUCCCCUCGAGUUCGCAGCUCAACUCGCCUUCGGUUGCCAAGACUGCCCGUGUAGAUUCCCGGCCCAAUUCUCCUCCUCCCUCGUUGACUAGGAGAAGAACCGACUUCAAGGAUACGGGCGACUCGUCGGACGAGAAGUCCGCCGCAGAGAUUGCCGACGCGGCUCGUGCUCCCUUCUCUGGUCUCAAACGCACUACUACAGGAACCCUGAACACGGCAGUCGGUGGGGGAUCGUCGCCAUGGUCUGCCACUCCACAGAGCGCCGGAUUCUCACCAAUGGGUGCGUUCGGCAACUUUGCCAUCAACUCGAAUGCUAAUGUGGGCACUCCGACCGCCGACAAACGUCCUGGACUGGCUGGCGGCAGAGCCGAAAGCCGCUUCAAAGGACUCAUGGCUAAGGACAACGAUGAUGUCAAAUCAUCGCAAGCAAACCCUGGAGGCUUGGAACCCAUCCCUCACGAUGAGCAACAUGAACAGCAUGCUACCGGUAGUGCCGCUCUCGGUGGUGGCCAGGACAUUUCGCCUCCUCGCAGCCGUGGCUUCGGCACCCCCAGUCGUCAAGACUCGCGUGAUGACUUUGGUCAUGGCGCUUUUGGAAUGACUUCGGAUCCUUUCCGCACUCUGAUGGGCCAGCAGCAUGACCAAUCUCACGGUCGUUCGCAGCAGCAACCGCCCGCUGCCAACGAUGCCAUGAGUCCUGCAGAUACAAAUCCCUAUCAGAGUCCUGAGCACCUGCCUGCUGACCUCGACGAUGGCGAUGACGAUGCAUCCGAUCUACAGAACGCUCAUCUACCCAACUUGGGUGGAAUCAUGAACGACCCCAUGUCUUCUGGUGCUGGACCGUUCCAUGGACUUGGCAACUUGGGUCGUGUUCCGGCAGCACCACCUAGCGAUCGUAGUCAGACCUCUAGCGUUGGUCCCAACAGAGGCUUCGGUGGCUUCUCCGGACUGGGCGCGCUCCCCGGUCUUGGAGGUGCUUCAGCUUGGGGCGGCCCUCAGGCGUCAAUCGGGACCCCUAGUCGGGACAGAGCUGCCAUUGCUGGCAACUUCGGUGACAAUCCCUUCGGCUCGGGUGAUCUGGGAUCUCCCAGCCUUGCGGCUCUGAGCGGAUUGGGCGCAUUCGGCGCCCAUCCGGGCCAGAGCCGUGGUGGAAGCCGACUUGGCUCCCUGUUCCCCAGCGUGCAGGAGCAAAUGCGUUCUGAACAUGGACGUCAAGACGACGAAGAUACUGGCUCAACAGACUUUGCCAAUCUGCCUCGCGACACGUCUAGUCCUUUCAGACGUGCCGCCGAAGCUUCUAGUGCUUUCCCUGACCAAGACCGCAACCCUGACAUGUCGCAUCAGGAGCCCAUUGGCCAACGCUCUGCCCAAGCCUCUGCUCCCUCGCAGGCUCAAGCUGUCAGCAGUUCUGCGUCCAACCAACCACCUCCCGCCCAGCAGAAGACCAUGGUUAUGCCCGAUCGUAUGAGAUGGAUUUACCGUGAUCCCCAGGGAGUUACUCAAGGUCCAUGGUCAGGCUUGGAGAUGCAUGAUUGGUACAAGGCCGGUUUCUUCUCUCCUGAGCUGCUUGUCAAGAAGUAUGAGGAUCCUGAGUACGAACCGCUGGCUCAGCUGAUCCGCAGAAUCGGAAAUUCUCGCGAGCCAUUCCUUGUCCCUCAGAUCGGCAUCCCUCAUGGCAACCCCACUGUUCCUCAGCCUCCAGCCAACUGGACCAACCCCUUGUCUUCUGGCGGAGCCCAGCCACCCUUCGCCAACAGCUUCCCAAGCUUCGGAACAACUCUGACUGCCGACCAGCAAAAUGCGUUGGAACGUCGCAAGCAAGAAGAGCAAUAUCUGAUGGCUCGCCAGAAGGAGCACCUUGCUCAGCAACAAUUCGCACAGCGUUUCCAGGCUCAGACUGGCCAGCUGCUGUUCCCCCAGCUGCACCACCAAUCCAGCGUUCAGAGCUUGCACAGCCAGCAAAGCUUUGGCAGCCUGAGUUCGCCUGCACCACCAUUCCCACCCGCUCCUCUUUCAAACGCCUUCAGUGGCACUACCGCAGCCAACAGUACUCAUGUCCCUGGCUUCUUUGACAACUCGUUUAGAAGUGCCGGGCCUCUUGGCGGCCUCGGUGCCAUUGGCGCUGGUGCAGACACGCUCGGCAAUAUCAGAGAAGAAGAUGUGUCUGGUAUGGUCAACAGACUGAAUCUCGGUCGAUCAACUCAGGGUAACUUUGGUGGCAUCGGCCAGCCUUUCCCCCAAUCCGAGGAGCAGCGCCGCAUCUCUACGAUGCUUGACGACCGUUCUCGCCUUGACCAACAGCAGGCACAAUAUGAUGCUACUCACCGUUCCCAGCAAGAUCAGCCUGCAAGAAACGAGCAGUUUGAGCAAUUCCAAAGCCUGCAGGAGCAUGCUAGAGCCGAUCCUUUCGGUGUCGGUUCUGAAGGUGUCAUUGGCAAGCCUAUCGCUCCUCCAUCCGAACAACAGCACAUCCAACAGGAGUUUGAGCAAGCCCAGUCUCCGGAUCAGACUCAAUCCGAAUACGAUGCGCAAUUCGAACAAGAAGAGGCCGAGGAGGCUGUCGCUGUCACCCCUUCGAGACAGGAACCCUCUUUGACUGAACAGGUGCAGAAAGCCGCCUCUGUCAAGCAAUCUCCUGCCCCGGCUUCGUCCCCUUGGGCCAAGGUCGACACUUCGCUGCCGCAACCCUUCCCCCCUGCACCAUCGCAGUCUCCCCUGCCUGCUCCCGCUGCUCAACGUAACAGAUCCCACGUCGCCGAUGCACUCCAUGCCGAGUCUAGAUCUCGCUCGCAAACCCCUUCAGCCGAGACUCCCGGUGCCUCAGUGGCUCCUUGGGCCAAAGAGCCCGCCGAGUCUUCCAGAGGACCCUCUCUCAAGGAAAUUCAGGAAGCUGAGGCCAAGGUGGCUGCUGAAGCCGAAGCACUUGCUGCCGAAGCACGUCGCGUUGCAUUCGAGAGAGAGCUCGCUCAAGUUCAGAUAUCUACUGCACCUGCACCUGGUCUACCAUUGACAUCCAACUGGGCAAGCAGCAACACUGCGUCUCCCGCUACCGGUGUCGCUCCCUCGCCUUGGGCCAAGGCCGCAAAGGUAGUCGCCGCUCCCGCUACUGCCAAGAGCAUGGCACAGAUCCAGAAGGAAGAAGAAGCUCGCAAGAAGCGUCUCGCGGCCGCCGCACUCACCCAGGCAGCAGUAGCAGCUGUUGGUGUUGCUCCUGUCCAGCAGUCCGCUGGAGGCAAGAGAUAUGCCGAUCUCGCCAGCAAGGUGGCGUCGACCUCAACCCCCGCCAGCCCUGUUCCUGGCAUUGGAGGUGCUUGGACGACUGUCGGUGCAAGCGGCAAGGUAAAAACUCCCCUGCCCGCCCCUACUCCCGUGGGCAACAGAGUGGCCAGCUCCAGUGUGCUCCCUACAGUAGCAGCCGUCAAGAAGACCGUUCCUUCUAGAGCGACCGCAGGACCUUUGGCCGUCAACGCCAUUGACGAAUUCAAAAAGUGGGCCGUGAACGAACUCAAGCAUGAUCUCAACAAGAGUGUGACUGCCGACGAAUUCGUCAACAACCUCCUCUCGUUCCCCUCUGAGCUCGAGAUUGUCACCGAAGCCGUGCACAGCGUCUCCCACACCAUCGACUCGCGCCAUUUCGCCGAAGAAUUCAUCCGCAGACGCAAGCUCGCCGACAAAGGCCUGGUGGACACCACCAAGCCUGCCAGCCCCGCUGCCGCGGCUUCCCAGGCCGGAGGCUGGAGCGAGGUUGCCAAGAAGAAUGCUUCGGUGGCCAGCAAGCAGGAGCCCAAGGACGAGCUGAACAAUGGCAGUUUCAAGGUCGUGCCUACCAAGAAGAAGGGUGGUAAGAAGUAG
Molecule: messenger RNA, 4518 nt
Organism: Aureobasidium namibiae CBS 147.97
Lineage: Eukaryota; Fungi; Ascomycota; Dothideomycetes; Dothideales; Saccotheciaceae
Exons: 4
Coding region: 1-4518 (1505 amino acids)
Molecular function (GO): protein binding
Source: RefSeq, a predicted model, not a curated record